Nicotiana tabacum (common tobacco) is the source of this 2663-nucleotide messenger RNA. RefSeq names its product beta-galactosidase 15-like. Lineage: Eukaryota; Viridiplantae; Streptophyta; Magnoliopsida; Solanales; Solanaceae. The record is from RefSeq and is a predicted model, not a curated record. Gene Ontology annotation, molecular function: hydrolase activity, hydrolyzing O-glycosyl compounds; carbohydrate binding. Gene Ontology annotation, biological process: carbohydrate metabolic process.
UUUUGCCGCUAUGGCUUCAUUCAAGAGUUGUUUUUUCUUCCUCUUUUUGUUUUUAAUUAUUAGCUGUAUUCGUUCUUAUCAAGUUUCUCACGACGGACGAGCUAUCACCAUUAAUGGUGAAAGAAGAGUUCUUUUAUCUGGCUCUAUUCAUUACCCUAGGAGCACUGCUCAAAUGUGGCCUGAUUUGAUAAAGAAAGCAAAAGAAGGUGGAUUGGAUGCAAUUGAAACAUAUGUAUUUUGGAAUGCACACGAGCCACUUCGUCGCCAAUAUGAUUUUUCUGGGAAUUUAGAUCUCACAAGAUUUUUGAAAACAAUUCAAGAUGAAGGACUUUAUGCUGUUCUUCGUAUUGGACCUUAUGUUUGUGCUGAAUGGAAUUAUGGAGGAUUUCCAGUAUGGUUACACAAUAUGCCUGGAAUUGAGCUCCGAACAGCCAACCAAGUUUAUAUGAACGAGAUGCAAAAUUUUACUCAGUUAAUAGUUGAUAUGGUGAAACAAGAGAAGCUAUUUGCAUCUCAAGGAGGUCCAAUAAUUCUAGCACAAAUUGAGAAUGAAUAUGGAAACGUACAAACAUCUUAUGGAGAUGCUGGAAAAGCUUAUGUUGAUUGGUGUGCUAAUUUUGCUCGAUCACUUGAUAUUGGAGUUCCUUGGAUCAUGUGCCAACAACCUGAUGCUCCCCAAUCCAUGAUAAACACAUGCAAUGGUUGGUACUGCGAUGAUUUUACACCAAGCAAUCCGAAUACCCCAAAGAUGUGGACUGAAAAUUGGACUGGAUGGUUCAAGAAUUGGGGUGGCAAAGAUCCUUUAAGAACAGCUGAGGAUGUUGCUUUUUCUGUUGCACGAUUUUUCCAAACAGGUGGCACAUUCCAAAACUAUUAUAUGUACCAUGGUGGGACAAAUUUUGGUAGAACAUCUGGUGGUCCAUAUAUUACAACAACAUACGAUUACAAUGCACCACUUGAUGAAUUUGGAAAUUUGGCACAGCCAAAAUAUGGUCAUUUAAAGGAACUUCAUGAUGUGUUACAUUCAAUGGAGAAAACUCUUACCAGUGGCAAUAUUACCAACUCUGAUCUUGGAAAUUCUGUUGCGGUCACUAUUUAUGCUUUGGAUGGACAAUCAAGUUGCUUCUUUAGCAACGCUAAUGAGACGACAGAUGCAACCAUUACUUAUCAAGGUGUUCAAUACAAUGUGCCAGCUUGGUCUGUUAGUAUUCUUCCAGAUUGCAAGACUGAAGUUUACAACACAGCCAAGGUCAAUACUCAAACUUCAGUUAUGGUGAAGAAAUCAAAUGAUGCUGAAAAUGAACCAGCUUCUCUCCAAUGGUCAUGGAGGCCUGAGAAGGUAGAUGAAGCUGUGGUUCUUGGAAGAGGACAAUCUUCUGCUCAUGAAUUGGUUGAUCAAAAAGUUGCUAAUGAUGUUAGUGAUUACAUGUGGUACAUGACUAAUGUCUAUAUUGGCAAGAAUGAUCCAAUCUGGAGUGAUAAUAUGACCCUUCGAGUUAAUGGCAGUGGCCACAUUCUUCAUGCUUAUGUCAAUGGCCAAUAUCUUGGUUCUCAAUGGGCAACAUAUGGAAUAUUCAACUAUGUUUUUGAGAAGCAGGUUAAAUUGAAUCCUGGCAGGAAUCAUAUAUCAUUGCUUAGUGCUACUAUUGGAUUACAGAAUUAUGGAGCUCACUUUGAUACAGUUCAAAGUGGAAUUCCUGGUCCAGUUGAAAUAAUUGGAAAGAAUGGAGAUGAGAGUGUGAUUAAGGACUUGUCUUCUCACAAAUGGUCUUAUAAGGUAGAUUUGAAUGGUAUUAACAAUAAGUUGUUUUCUGGAAACCCUAAGUUUGAGAAUGGACAAUGGUUCUCUCAAGAUGUUCCAAUCAAUAGAAUGAUGACUUGGUACAAGACAACAUUCAAAGCUCCACUAGGGAAUGAUCCAGUUGUUGUAGACUUGCAAGGUUUGGGCAAGGGACAUGCAUGGAUUAAUGGUGAAAGUAUAGGUCGUUAUUGGCCAAGUUAUUUGGCAGAAGAGGAAGGUUGCUCUACUGAUUUGUGUGAUUAUCGUGGUAAAUAUGGUCCUGAUAAAUGUGCUUCUGGUUGUGGUGAACCUACUCAAAGAUGGUACCAUGUUCCUCGUUCGUUCUUGAAAAGCGACGAAAAUACAUUGGUUUUGUUUGAAGAAUUUGGUGGAAAUCCAUCACUUGUAAAUUUCCAAACAGUUCAAGUUGGAACAGCUUGUGGAAGUGCAUAUGAGAAUAAAACUAUGGAAUUGUCAUGUAAUGGUCGUCCUAUUACUGCAAUUCGUUUUGCUAAUUUUGGUGAAACAGAAGGAAUUUGUGGAUCUUUUGACAAAGGUAGCUGUUCAAGUGAGAAUGAUGUUGUUUCUAUUAUUGAAAAAGCUUGUGUUGGAAAAGAGAAAUGUUCAGUGCCAGCAUCUGAAAGUGUGUUUGGUUCGACAAAUUGUGGAAAUAAUGCCAAGAGACUUAUUGUUGAGGCUGUGUGCUAGACUUAGUUUUAAACAAUUAUUGUAAUUGUUGAUAAUGUUGCUACAUUAUAGUUUUCUAGCAAGUAGAUUAGUUUGAGUUUUCUGUUACAUAGUUCGUUUUAGUUUCAUUUAUUGUAUUCUUAGUCGUAAUUAACUCUUUUUUAUGAGUACAAUAAAGUUUAGUUUCAAUUUUGUC